AUGCAGCAGUACCUGCGUGAAUUCUCCGCCACCAGACUCGCACACAGGGACCCCACCACAGGGGGCCCCCAUGUCUGCAAAACGGUCACGGCCUUCAAGCCACAGGAGCUGCUUCAGCAGGAAGAAGAUCUCAACAGCAGCACCAGCAGCAGUCAUGCCGCAAUUCCGGGACCCUCAGGACAUGUAGCAGCAGCAGCAACAGCAACAGUAUCAGCAGCAACAGCAGCCCCGGAAACACCUGAAACGACUGCCGGUCACCCCGAUGGAUCUCCUUGCCGUACACAGCCCCAGGGUUCACAGGGGCACCAGCCACGGCUGCAGCCAGCUCAUCAUUAUCAUCAUCAGCAGCAGAUACGUCUGAUUGGGCUUGGCUUGACUUGUGUUUCUGCUGCGCUUUCUAAGAUGCAUGUGGGGGCAUCAUUAGAGAAUAUUCGGGUCUUGUCUCUGCAUGCAAACUCCCUAGUUUCUCUGGAGCUGCGGUCUCUGGAUGGCGUCGCGGGUCUGUCGAGCCUCCGCUGUCUCCGCGCUGAGCUCAACCAAAUUAGUUGCAUCUCGGGCCUCCAGCAGGAUUUAGGGUUGAGGGUUUGUAUGCAGCUGUGGGGACCGGAAUACCGCCUCGAGUGCCUCGACCUGCGCUGCAACCGAUUAGGGGAACUGAAGCAGCUGCUGUUCCUUGGGGGCCUGUCUCACCUCAAGCAGCUGUCCCUGCAAGCUAAAGAAGCCGCGCUGCAGCAGCAGCAGCACCAGAAACAGCAGGAACGUGAUGGAGACGCAACACUUCAUGCCAUCGCCCUGUCUCCUCAACGCAGCACCAGCAGCAACACCAACUUCAUUUGUUGCAGCCCGUGCUAUCGCCGGUUUGUGCUGCUGUGCGCUCCCCUGCUGCAGCAGCUCGAUGGCAUUCCAGUAGAAGCUGAAGAGCGAGCAGCAGCAGCCGCAGAAGCAGCAGCAGUUGCUGCUGGGGAUGUCACCCGCAGCUGUGACUUCGACUCCCAGCAGCAGGAACUAGACCGCCUCUGGAGGCAGCUCAGACCGCAUCCUUCUACCAGAUGCAUCUCUCUGGGCGGCGCGUGCGGGGUCCGCGCUGCAACACGGAGAGCGAAGACAGCAGGUACAGCAGCAGCAGCAGCAGCUCCACAGGCAGCAACAGCAAUAUCAACAAAGACAGCCACAAAAGUAUCUACAAAAGCAGCAGAAGUCCCAGCAGCAGCAACACAUCAUCAAACCCGCGACAUUGCAAUAGUGGUUGAGGCCUGCAACACUGGAGGAAACCAUGCCCAGACCAAAACAGCAGCAGAUGCAACCACAGAUGCAGCUCUUGCUGCAUCAGCAGCGCAAGCAGGGUGCAACUCACCAGAACUGGAGAGCAGCAAAAAGUUGUCACUUGAAGUGACAGGCUGCAACGUUCCGAGGUCAGCAGCAGCACCGACAGGAGACCCAGCACCCGAAGCAGUCACAGCAGAAGAGGCGACAACAGCAGCAGCAGCUUCAGAAGGCAGCUCAUCGUUACUUCUCUCGACGCUGCAGCGGCUCCCAGAGGCAUCGCAUGCAGCCCUGCAUGCAAUUUCAGCAAUGGAGUUCCUGCAGUGUCUUGCUGGUCUCCCUGACAAUCCACUUUCAGAAGCAGCAACAGCAGCAAACGCAGACACACCUGGUGCUCGUGCAGCAACGGCUGACGCGUCGAAGGAGGUUGAGGUGCGCGCACCAAUAAGAUUAACAGAAACCACCGCAGAAGCACAACCAGCUAUGGUAGCCUCAGCAGAAGCAGCAGCAGAAGUCCUCAGCAGUAGCAAUUCAAAAGGCCCCAUUGGGGGCUCCGAAUCUGGGUGCUGCUCACCUCGUCGUUUCAUUAGUGGCAGCAACAGCAAAACCAACAGCAACAGUAGCAGCAGCAGCACAAACAGCAGCAGCGGCAGUAGCAGCAGCAGCAGCAGCAGCAACUGCCCUUGUUUGAGAGGUGCAGCAGGUGACGCGCUGGAGGUAGCCCGGCUCGCUUUGCAGCUGUUGCAGCAGCAAGCAGCACAUCAGCAAGGCCCGCUGCAGCGACUGUGUGAAGCAGCCCAACUGCGGCACCAGCAGAAUGCUGCGGCUGCUGCUGUUGACUCACCGAGUAGCCCGCAAUCCAACAUAAGAGCAGCAGCAAAGGGCGAGGCAGAUGAAGAAGCCGCAACAGCGGCAGCACCGGAGGUAGUGGGUGCAGUAGACGUGGAGAUUGAUCGUGCCGCAUUACUACAUGAGGCAAGCCAACCGAAGCAGCAACAGCAGAAGCACCAGCAACAGGCGCUGGAGCAUUUACAGCGUCAACUUGCUGCCUAUUCCGAUGAAGUGGAAGAGCUGCGGCAGUUGGUGCAGCACCACCAUCAGCAACAACAGCAGCAACGGCGCCAGCAGCAGGAGCAGCAGGCAGCAGCAGCAGCGCUGCAAGCACAGCAGGAGCAGCUCGUGCAGCAGCUGCAGCAGCUGCAGGAAGAGAGAAAUGAAGCAUGGAGCCGUGUGCAGCAGCUGCAGCAGGAGACAGCUCUGCAGCAAGAUGAGCUUGCUGCAGCACAUCGGCAGCAAGUGCUGCUUCGACAGAGACACGAGCGCAGCGCGAAGCAGCAGGAGCAGGAGCAGCAGGAGCAGCAGCAGCAACAGCGCCGUCGACAUCAGCAGCAGUUACAGCAGCUCGAGAGUGCCUUCAGCGCUUCCUUGACCGCAGUGAAGGAGGCAGCACGUCGGCAGCAGGAACAGCAACUCCAGCAGGUUCAGCAGGCGAUGGAAAAGCUGCAGAAGCACAAGCAGGAGCUGGAGCAGGAGAGGCAGCACCACAGAGAGGAGCAACAGAGGCAGCAGCACAAGCUGCACCAGCUGCAGCUGGCGCUGCGACAGACCAGCCGCAAGAACGCCGAGUUAAACAGAGUACUGCGGCUAGCAGCAAAAGAAGAAUAUCAGUUUCAGGCUUCUUUUAAAAAAAAUACAGAUAAGCUGCAGCGAGCUGUGGAGGAGACUCGACUGCUGCAGCGCGACAAGCAGCAGCUGCAGGCCGCCGUUGCUGCAGCAGAAGCGAAAAACGCGGAGCAGCAGCAGCAGCAGCAGCAGCUGGUGCAACGCGUCGCUAGGCUGCAGCAGGAACUGCAGGAUGCACACAACUCCUGGACUCCUCGGGAGAAGGUGCGAGAACUGCGUUGCGAGCGGGACUUGCUGCAGCAGCAGCUGCAACAGCUGCAGCACCAGCAGCAGCAGCACAGCCAGCAGCCUGUGCAACAGCAGCAGUCCGCUGAAGAGCUGCAGUCGUUAAAGGCGGCUGUUGCAGCAGCAACUGCAGCGCAGCAAGCCGCAGAAGCUCAAGCCAGGGAUACAAAGCAAACCGCCGCAGUGCAUGCGCGAUUGCUGCAGCAGCAGGAGGAGAAGCUGCAGCAACAGCAGCAGCUGCUGCUGCAGAAGGAAGAGAUGCUGCAGGAGGCAAACAUCUCCGCUCGGAGACGAGAGAAAGAACUAGAGAGGAAAACAGAGGAGUAUGCACAACGAGCAAUGGAGUGGCAUCGGAGAUACAGAGAAGUCGAGGAAGCUAGGGAAGCAACGGCUGCUGCAGACCGGCAGCAGCAGGAGGAGCUACGGCGGCUGCAGCAGCAACAGCAGCAACAGCAACAACAGCUAAAGCAGAAAGACGAAGCCCUAGACUUUGCGCAGCGCGAGCUGCAGCAGCUGAUGCAAGCUGUGCAGCAGCAGCAGCAACAGCAGCAAAAACAGCGAGAGCAGCAGGAGAAGGAGCUUGUGCGUGUCCAGCAGCAGCUGCAGGAAGAGCGCCAGAAGCACGAGGAGGUGCAGCAGCAGCAGCAGAUGCUUCUACAGAAGCAGGACCAGCAACUAGCCAAGCUACUGGAGCAGCUGCGCUGCAGCAAAAAGCAAACGCUUAAUCGUGAGCUGGAGCUACGUGUGCUGCUGCAGCAUUGGGAGAAGAGAAAGGAAACAGCAGCAGAGACUGCCAAACAUCUUAACCACCUCCUCAGAAAGCUGCAACGGGAUUUCGGGGACCCGUGUACCUAG
Eimeria maxima is the source of this 4026-nucleotide messenger RNA. RefSeq names its product leucine rich repeat family protein, putative. Lineage: Eukaryota; Apicomplexa; Conoidasida; Eucoccidiorida; Eimeriidae. The transcript has 7 exons. The coding region runs from base 1 to 4026 and encodes 1341 amino acids. Gene Ontology annotation, molecular function: protein binding. The record is from RefSeq and is a predicted model, not a curated record.